This is a messenger RNA of Capsella rubella, 1386 nucleotides long. RefSeq names its product putative F-box protein At5g38390. The coding region runs from base 1 to 1386 and encodes 461 amino acids. NCBI's taxonomy places the organism in Eukaryota, Viridiplantae, Streptophyta, Magnoliopsida, Brassicales, Brassicaceae. The record is from RefSeq and is a predicted model, not a curated record. Gene Ontology annotation, molecular function: protein binding. The transcript has 5 exons.
AUGGAUCUCAUAAGCGAUCUUCCAGACGGUGUUCUUUGUCAUAUACUGUCCUUCCUUACCACAAAGGAAGCUGCUUUGACUUCAGUUGUCUGCAAGAGUUGGCGCAAUCUGUUUGCGUUUUCCCCUACUCUUCACAUUGAUUACUGUGAUUUUGGACAGAGCUUCAUGGAAUUUGUGGAUAGAGUAAUGGCAUUGCAGGGUGAUUCUCCCAUUAAGAAAGUCUACCUCGGUGGUAGGGGCUGUAUUGAUAUGGAUCGUGUGAAUGGUUGGAUACAGAACGUGAUGGUGCGUGGUGUUUCGGAGAUUGUUCUAUCAAUCGUUGAUGUUAGGAGAUCAGCAGAUUACGACAAUCAUAUGUUUCCGAAAGUUUUCAAGAACAAGAAACUAGUUAAGCUUGGGUUAGGUUAUUGGUUUGAUAUUUGUUUGAUGGACGAGAGCAUUUUCUUACCGGCGCUCAAAACUCUCGUUCUUGAGUCAGUUAGGGUAUCUGCUGAUACGUUUGAGAUUCUUCUUCAUGCUUUGCCUGCGCUUGAGGAAUUAGUCUUAAAAUAUGUUAACUGGAAGGAUAUGAAUGUUACUGUGACUAUAUCAAGUGCAAGCCUCAAGUCCCUAACGAUUGAGUUAAAUCUUUAUUUAAUUACUUUUUCAUUUGAUACACCUAGUCUUGUUUACUUCUCUCACUUUGAUUCUGCCGCGGAAGAUUAUUCCGUAGCUAAAAUGGAUAACUUGUUUGAGGCUCGAAUCCGCCUUUCGGUAAAUGAUAAAGAUAUCGAGCGAGCAAGAUUGCCACACAAUAUUUUGUUCGGUAAUGAUAAUGUUAUCAUCCGAUUUUCAAAUGUGGGAAGCCUUAUGAAUGGCUUUCAACAUGUCCGGUGUCUAGUUAUGUGUCCUAAUACUCUUGAGGUGAUUUCUGUCUGCUGUGAAUCAUUGCCGAUGUUCAAAAACCUCAACUCAUUAACUAUUAAAAGCCACGAUAGUCGAGGUUGGCAAGCAAUGCCCGUUCUUCUAAGGAAAUGUUCGCAUUUAGAAACUCUAGUCCUUGAGGGUCUCUUGCACCAUGUUACAGAUAAAUGCGGGGAUGCUUGUGACUGCAUUUCUCGGGAGGAAAAGGGUCGUUCUCUCACAUCUUGUCCAGUAAAAGUGUUAGAGAUUAAAAGGUUUAAAGGAACAACCAAAGAGAUGCACCUGAUAAAACAUUUCUUGGACUAUUUUCCAUGUUUGAAGGAGAUGAAUAUCUAUAUGGAAGAGAAUGAUCCUACACAUAUUAGAGUGCCUGAAGUGUCUCAAGAGAUGAUGAUGGAACACUAUAACAAGACGACAUCGUGUUGCUGUUGCAGUGUCCAGCUUCUAGCGAGUGGUAACUUGUGUAAGAAGUGGACUCCAUAA